This is a messenger RNA of Macroventuria anomochaeta, 1801 nucleotides long. RefSeq names its product methionine synthase-like protein. Lineage: Eukaryota; Fungi; Ascomycota; Dothideomycetes; Pleosporales; Didymellaceae. The transcript has 3 exons. The record is from RefSeq and is a predicted model, not a curated record. Gene Ontology annotation, molecular function: 5-methyltetrahydropteroyltriglutamate-homocysteine S-methyltransferase activity; zinc ion binding. The coding region runs from base 372 to 1592 and encodes 406 amino acids.
AACUUCGUAUAUUUGUCAAAGGAUGACAUGCUUUGCGUGUCCGUCAGCUUGCCAUGAACAACGAAGCUGGAGCACGAGGUCUGCCGGUGUGGGGCAAGCUCAAGGCCCCACCAUAGCUCGACCUGCGGAUGUGUGCAUCCCUCAUCGCACAAUGCCGUUGCAGCUUUGCCUUCCAAUCGAAGCUCUUUGCGCUCCCCAUUCUCUUUACCCGAGCGCGGCACCCGAGCUUGAACGUCAAGGCUGAAAUGCUCCACGGAUCAGACGAGCGUCCGAUUCAGGAUGCAAUUGCGGGGCUUUCAGUCUAGAGAAAGAGGGGCAGCUUUCGUCUGAACUCGAUUCCUCUUCUCUAACACUUCGAACUGCAAUUGAGAAUGUCGUCCAUCAAGAGAAGCCCACCUUUCCGCGCUGAGCACGUUGGCUCACUCCUUCGACCCCAGGAGCUUGUUCAGAAGCGAUACGAUGUUGCCUCCGGCAAGGCCCAGCCAGACGAGCUGGUGCCUCUGGAGAAGAAGGCGGUCGCAGAGGUCGUAAAGUUCCAGCAAGACUGUGGUCUCAAGGUCGUCUCUAGUGGAGAGUACACCAGGCACAUGUUCUGGGGCACUUUCUUCGAGACCCUGAAUGGUAUGAAAGAGCUUCAGCUAGGUGUUCUGAAGGGCUACGAUGCUGGCAUUUUCCGUCCCUAUGCACCUGAUGUCAAGUCCUUUAUGGAAGCAAAGGAGGUCCCCAACCACGUCACUGUCUGCGUUGGCAAGAUCAGCCACCCUGGAAAGUCGAGCAACCAGUACGAGGUCGACCUGAUGAAGAGCCUGCUCCCCGAGAGUGAGUGGAAGAACAUCAAGAUUACCUUGAUUUCUCCCAGCUGGUAUCACUUCCGCUACUUGAACGGACGUAGCUUCCCCGAGGAGGUGUAUGCGAGCGACGAGGAAUAUUUCGAGGACGUGGCGAAGGCAUACCAGGAGGAGCUGAAGAUUCUGCACUCGCAAGGCAUCAGGAACAUUCAGAUCGACGACCCCAACCUCGCGUACUUCUGCUCGAAGGACAUGUUGGAGGGCUGGGCUGCGGACAAUCAGAAUGAUAAGACGGCCGAUGAGAUGUUCGAUGCCUACGUCAAGUUCUACAACAAGUGUUUCGAACGCCCAUCCGACAUGCACCUCGGCAUUCAUCUUUGCAGAGGCAACUACGUGGGCAGCCGUCACUUCUCGGAAGGUGCCUACGAUAACAUCGCCAAGAAACUGUUCCAGGAUCUGAACGUUGACACAUACUACCUCGAAUACGACACCCCCCGUGCCGGAGGCUUCGAGCCUCUUGCGCACCUCCCCAAGAACAAGAAUGUCGUACUCGGUGUGAUUACAUCGAAGUUCCCCGAGCUCGAGAGCAAGGACGAGAUGAUCGCUCGCGUCAACCAGGCCGCUGACUGGAUUGCAAAGGGCACUGGUCAGUCUCGCGAGGAUGCUAUCCAGCAGUGCUGUGUCAGCCCACAGUGUGGGUUUGCAUCGCAUGCGGAGGGUAACUCGCUGGGUUACGAGGACAUGCGAAAGAAAUUGCAGCUUGUGAGGAGCAUUGCUGAUGCUGUAUGGCCAGGUCAGCCAUAAAAGGUAUACAAAAGAAAAUGUCAAGAAGUAGCAUGCGAGCUUAGCAAGACACAACAUGUUGACAGAGGCUGCCAGAUUUGGCUAUCAAGCAACUGCGAAGCUUUGUAGAUAUUCAGGAGAUCGCAUUCUAUGAGCUGCGUAUCAGUACGGUGCAACAGUCGCAUCAUGACUUCCAGCGUCCUGUAAAUACCUGUAUAGCUUUGUGCAAC